AGACUGAGUGAGAUACGUGUAUUAUGGGGAUUUUAUACGUACUUUUUGAAGACAAGUAAAAUUAGUAUAAUGUUUAGUUUUGUUUACUACUUCAGACUUAAGUAUUUUGUGACAGCCGUACAAACGUAAGAAGCAGAGUAGAAUUUUGGGCUAAAUUAAGCGAUAAAUAUGUGCAACUCCAACAUACUUGCGCAAUGUCCGGUUGUAGCCUUCCCUACUAAAUCAUGUAUACCUUCAUUAAACAUUGUACAGAGACCGUUAAAAGACUUUAUUUAAACUUAUACCGACACGAUAAACUAUAACAAGAACGCUUACAGCUCUAGUGUUGUAAGUAACCCUGACUUUGUCCUUUUUUUUGGACGAAGUGGACUGCCAUUAUCAGGCGAAGCAUUACACUUCUGGUAGCUCCCUGUGGCUAAAAAGAGGUCGACUGCUCUGGGACUCAGCAACACCCACAUAAUGCUCUAGGUUUACACAGCAGGAUGAAAGGAUUCAAAGCCAUUACACUCUUCCAAUCACAACAUGGCCGCCAAGGACGUCCCUACCACGGGGCGUUUCUAAUUCUUAGCCUGGCUGCAUGUCAGAAGGGCAUUAAAAGAGAUCGUUUUAUUUAUGCUGCAGAAGAACGAUUCUUUGGUGUUUGUGAUUUAUAUGUUUUAGUAAGUACUUUGCAGAUUAAACUGACGUUGGGAUUUCGGUGUAACGGUACAGCGGGUGGAAUACGUGUAUUUUGUUGCAACUUAAAAACUAAGAGACAAACGCUCUAAAUGGGAAAGAUGAAAGAAUAUGACGAGAAGAAAGAAACUUGUGGGACGAUAUGUCUGAAGUACUUGUUGUUUACGUUCAACUUUUUCUUCUGGCUUGCAGGAGGUGUAGUAAUGGCGGUGGGAAUAUGGACCCUCGUUGAGAAGAGUGACUACAUCAGCCUGCUUCCCUCAAGCACUUACGCAGCGACAGCAUACAUCUUGGUCAUUGCUGGUGUAAUUGUCAUGAUUACUGGACUCCUCGGUUGCUGUGCCACCUUCAAGGAGAGGCGUAAUCUGCUCAGAAUAUAUUUUGUACUGCUGCUUUGCAUCUUUCUUUUGGAGAUCCUCGCUGGAGUUCUGGCAUACAUUUACUACCAGCAACUUAAUGAUGAACUGAAGCAGAGCCUGAAAAUUACAAUGACCCAGAAGUACAUGACGCCUGGCAAUGACGGAAUAACAAAUGCAGUCGACAAACUGCAGCAAGAGUUUAAAUGUUGUGGCAGUAAUAACUCCCAAGACUGGAGUGACAGUGCUUGGAUUAAAUCAUCAAAUUCUGAAGGCCGGAUGGUGCCUGAUAGUUGCUGCAAGACAGAGGUUAAACACUGUGGAAGGAGACCUCACCCUUCCAAUAUAUAUAAAACUGAGGGUGGCUGUAUUACAAAACUAGAACAGUUUAUCCUGUCCCACCUACAGAUUGUUGGAGCAGUAGGAAUCGGAAUUGCUUGUGUACAGAUAAUCGGGAUGAUUUUCACCUGUUGCCUUUACAAGAGCCUUAAACACGAACCGUAACAGAACUUGUAAGCACGGUAUACUACCUCCGUUGCCAUCCUGUUCUCUUGUCACUCUUACAGAUGCCAGCAGGGAAGAGGCGUUUUAAUGAACUACAUUCUCUAGCUUCUUUCUUAAAGCACCAUGUGCCUGUUUUAUGGAUAUACUUGACUGCUUGUUUAACAUUAACCACUUGCUAAAGGAUCUUUCUGGAAUUUUAUACUCGAACGUUACACAUUCUAAUACAGUUUCUAAUUGUUUUUAAUGAGGUGAUAUGGCCUGCAAACCAAGUUUUAAAUAAGGACAGUAUUUUUUUUUACUCAACUCUUAUGUCAGUAUACAUUUGAUUUUAUUUUCGUCUGUAUUUCUCGGUUUAACACUAGGAUUCAAGUGGAUGUAAUAACUGUUGCCAUCUGUUUCAUUGCCACACUCGCAUUUGAAUCAUAGGAGGUUACAAGGCUAUCGACCCGGAGGUCAUUUCAAGCCUAGCCAUUUCAUCCCAAUGUAAUACCAUAGAUACUUGAGUCAAUACCCAGGAUUUUGUUUGACUGCCCAUGUCCAGGAGGGUUGUGGGUGCUAUCCCUGGUAAGAAUUUACGGUGCUCCAUCCACUCAUUCAUGUUGUUUUAACUACAGCUAUGUUUUUCAUAAGGGCGGUUGCAAUUCUUUUUAGGCCCAUGUCUUUACAUACAAAGUUGCCAACCAACCAGAUUUCAUCAGUAUUUUACAAGGUUGCUUGGGUCAAGUAGUGUGUGUGUAUUCGCAUGCAUUGUGUGUGGAGAAUCUUUUCGACAGGUUACAUUAAUCGAAUGCCAAAAAAAAAAAAAAGGUGCCAUUAUUGUAAAAUGUUAAACAUGCAUUUUUUUUUUAUUAACUUCUAUGCCCCACAACACACACACACACUGUUGCAGUUACUCAUGAACACACACUUAUGCAUGUGUGCGCUCUUCAGAUAUGAAACCGUAUGUUGGCAUGCAGGUGCUUCAAAACCAUAUGAUUGCACGGAGAAACAGAUAACCAGUACUUUUUGAAAAUGCCACAAAGGGCUGUAAGACACUAACAAAAGUAGAGCAUUUGUCUGCUUUGACACAAUUUUAACCAAGUAUGUAAUGUUUUUCUGUUAUGGACAUUUGCUAAAGUUGCUGUGCAUGUCUGCAGGGUUAACAUGAUCCAUGCUGCCAUGUCUGCAGGUGUGAUAGGAAUUAUGAUAACUUAUCUCUUGGUACCACAACUUAAUUUCUAGUCUUUCACAGCAAGUAACAUAAGUAAAACAGAGCAACUAACAACGUUGUUUCUGUAGAAACAUUUAAUGAACCUCAGUAAGCUGUUGAAUUUAAAUGCUGUAUUCUCAUUUGAGUAUUUUUUGUUUUUGAUUGCAUUUACCAAGUUUUAAUAUAAACAUACUGUUUGGUGGUUUUUGAGAAAGUAGAAACCAGACGCUAGAUGUUUUUUUUUUUUUUUUUUUUUUUAUCGUAUAGUGAUAAUGA
Messenger RNA from Protopterus annectens (West African lungfish), 3000 nucleotides. It is a transcript of the gene CD151, whose product is annotated as CD151 molecule (Raph blood group). The record is from RefSeq and is a predicted model, not a curated record. Gene Ontology annotation, cellular component: membrane. NCBI's taxonomy places the organism in Eukaryota, Metazoa, Chordata, Ceratodontiformes, Protopteridae. The transcript has 8 exons. Bases 768 to 1535 code for a protein of 255 amino acids.